AGAGAGAGGAAAAAAAAAAAAAAAACGAAAUAACAUAAUAACAGUGACAGAGAGAAGAAGCUAAUGACUUCGUGGCUUUUUUGCUUAUAUUGUUAAGCAGGCUAUUCCUGAAAAAACCAGGUAAUGAAAAAAGACAAAUUAAAAUCUCCCCCUUCUCGCUUUCUUCACCGGAAAGUUACGUCAUCAAUUGCUGAUACACCGCCGUUAAAAUUCCGUUAAUAGAAUCCCGCAAGGUACUACUAUUCUUUUCCUUGAUAAUACGUUAGAAAACCUAAUUUCUUGGCUUCUUUCUGUAGUUUUUAGCAUCAGAUCUGGUGGGUUUUGGAUUGAUUUUGUGAUUUGGGAGAGAUUAGGGUUUACAAUCUGUUUCUAUUGAAAAUAUUUUAUAUCUCGGGGAUGAUUUUGGAGGGAAUUCGGGAAAGUUAGGGUUUUUUGGGUGUUAGUUUUUGUUGUGUUUAUGGAAGAGGGAAGGAGAUCUGGUGACCCAUCUGGAUAUAUAAUGAAGAAUAAGAGCUCUUCAGGUUGUUUGAUUGUGAGAAAGAAAGGUAAUGAUGGUGUGGGGUCUUCUGGUUCACAUAAGGUUUUCGAGUCAAAGAAAGAGAAAAAGAGGCUUAGGGUGGAAUAUAGUGAUUCAGGGUCUAGUGAUGAGUUGUUAAUGCCACGGCAUAGAAGGGUGGGUCCUGAAACAUUGAGGGCAUGUAAUGGUUUGAGUAGUUAUGAAGAGAGUGAUAUUGGUAGGAAGGGAAGCAGGGGGGAGGAUAUUAGGCGUAAUGAGGUUGGUUUGAUUGUUAGGAAUGGGAAGGAUUUGAGUGAAAGGAAGAGGAAUAAGUUGGAUGUGUUUGAGUUUGAUGAGUAUGAUGGGAAUGACGUGGAAAUGUUGAGGAGGCAGCGGUUUGAGGAUGGUGGAAUGGAAGGAAGGAGGUAUUUUGGGCCGACAAUGGCGGGGAGAAGUGGCACUGCGAGGGAAUAUGAGUCAGGGUCCAGGAGGCAUGCUGUUGUUGAUAGAAGAAAGUGUUCAUAUUUUGCAAGGUCAGGUGGGUUAAGUCAGGGUGGUGACAGGGGUGGAGCUCGGUCAUCUAUGUCAUUUUUAAGGGAUAAUUAUGAUUCUGAUGAACCCAUUAGGGUUCAGGGGAAAAAUGGUGUUUUAAAGGUGAUGGUGAACAAGAAAAAGAAGGUUGGUGGGUCUUUGAAUAGUUAUGAUCGUUUGGAAGCUGAGGAAAACAGAAAGGGUGUGAGAACAGAAGAUACUGUCAAGAGGAAUGUUCUAAUGCGUCCUCCAGUCCACUAUGAUCCUAAAAGUGCUGACAAAGCUGGUUCAGUUUCUAGGACAGAGAAGAAUCCAAUGAAUACGAAGAAAUCAGUGUCAACUAAGAGUGGUAAAGUCACUGAUGGGAAUUCAGAAGACAGUGAAGCAUUGUUGAAGUCGGGGCCUAAGAAAGGGGAAGCUCGUUAUCUUAUGAAGACACCAUUGUCAACAAAGAAAAGCAAAGACCGUGAUAUGGAUUCUGAUGACAGUGACACAUCUUUAAAGCUGGGACCGAAGAAUGCUGGGGCUCGUAAAUCUGCAAAGGGGACUGGUAGUGGAGGUGAAAAAACCCCUUGCAGCCAGCUCCCAGAUGCUAAAAUCAAAGAAGGGAAAGUUAAGCGAGGUAGUGGCACGGAAAAACAGAAGUUGCGUGAACAGAUAAGGGAGAUGCUUCUGAAUUCAGGCUGGACAAUAGACUAUAGGCCUAGAAGGAACAGAGACUACCUGGAUGCAGUUUAUAUAAAUCCUACUGGGACAGCUUACUGGUCCAUCAUCAAGGCAUAUGAUGCACUUCAAAAGCAAACGGAUGAGGAUGAGGCAAGAUCCAGGGCUGAUGGUUCUCCAUUUACACCUUUAGCAGAUGAGGUGCUCAGCCAACUAACAAGGAAGACAAAAAAGAAGAUUGAGAAAGAAAUGAAAAGGAAGAAAAGAGAUGUCAGCGACAGUGAGGAUGCAAGAGAAACUGCUGCAAGAAAGUCUUCAAGUACCAGGUAUGAUGAGGAGAGCCUGGACAGUGGUAGCCGUGAAGAGAAACUAAGUUCCUUUCUAAAGCGGGGUAGUAAGUCAUUGAAGAGCAGAACAGGUGGUAAUGGUUCUGUCAGUAUAAACUCAAAAGGUGAGAGUUCCACACAUCAUUUACAUGACAGCAUUGAGAAACCACCAUCUGGGUCCAAUUCUCACCAGGGAAGAAAAAGUAGAAAACUUGGCAGAUGUACUUUGUUGGUACGGAAUUCUAAUGAGGGUACAAACUCAGAUAGUGAUGGCUUUGUUCCAUAUUCUGGAAAGAGGACACUCCUUUCCUGGUUGAUUGACUGUGGAACUGUGCAGUUGAGUGAAAAGGUGCGCUACAUGAACCGUCGACGAACAAAAGUAAUGCUGGAAGGGUGGGUUACAAGAGAUGGAAUUCAUUGUGGUUGCUGUAGCAAAAUCCUCACUGUGUCAAAGUUUGAGAUCCAUGCAGGGAGCAAACUGCGCCAGCCAUUUCAAAAUAUAUAUCUAGAAUCUGGUGCAUCUCUUUUGGACUGCCAGAUUGAAGCAUGGAAUAGGCAGGAGCCAGUUAAACGCCUUGGUUUUCAAGCUGUGGACGUUGAUGGUAAUGAUCCAAAUGAUGAUACAUGUGGCCUCUGUGGAGAUGGUGGGGAUUUGAUAUGUUGUGAUGGCUGUCCGUCAACAUUUCAUCAGAGCUGCUUAGAUAUAAAGAUGCUCCCCCCAGGUGAUUGGCAUUGUCCAAACUGUAGUUGCAAAUUUUGUGGGGUAGCGAGUGAUAAAAAUUUCCAGAGAGAUGAUACAACAGUCUCCAAGCUUCUCACUUGUAGUCUGUGUGUGAAAAAAUAUCACAAAUCUUGCAUGCAGGAGAUCAACACUCUUUCCAUUGAUACCAAUAAUUCAGUUGCUAGCUUUUGUGGGAAGAAAUGCAGAGAGCUCUUUGAACAGUUGCAGAAAUAUCUUGGGGUCAAACAUGAACUAGAAGCAGGGUUUUCUUGGUCUCUAAUUCAUAGAACCGAUGCAGAUUCAGACACUUCUCUCCAAGGACUUCCUCAAAGGGUGGAGUGCAAUUCAAAGCUGGCUGUUUCUCUGUCUGUCAUGGAUGAGUGCUUUUUGCCAAUUGUUGAUAGGAGGAGUGGGAUCAAUUUAAUUCAGAAUGUUCUUUACAACUGUGGAUCAAACUUUAACCGGCUGAAUUUUGGCGGCUUUUAUGCUCUUAUUCUGGAGAGGGGCGAUGAAAUAAUAUCUGCUGCAUCCAUCAGGUUCCAUGGAACUCGGUUGGCAGAAAUGCCAUUCAUUGGAACUCGCCAUAUGUACAGGCGUCAAGGGAUGUGCCGUCGGCUUUUUUAUGCUAUUGAAUCGACACUCUGUUCUCUGAAGGUUGAGAAACUGAUUAUCCCAGCAAUCUCUGAACUUAUGCAUACAUGGACAGAGGUUUUUGGUUUCACAACUCUUGAUGAAUCACUCAAGCAAGAAUUGAAGUCUAUGAAUAUGUUGGUGUUCCCUGGUAUAGAUAUGUUACAGAAGCAGCUAGGGCAAGAAAAUGCCGAUGGAAAGAGGAUUACCAGCAUAGUUGCAAAUCGGAUGGAGUUUGAAGACAAUGAAUGUAUUAAAACUGCAGUAGCAAAUAAAUCUGAUGCAGAUUCUCCAGCUGGGUAUGAUCCUCACGAUUGUGAUAAUGGUGGUUUGGAAUCUUUCAUUGGGAAAAAUGAAGUGGCUAGUGCAAGUUCUGAUUCCCAAUGCCCUGACGCUUCCUUGAACAAUGUCUCUACAAUGAAUAGUUCUUUAGAUGCAUUUCAUGGACUGAAAAGUGCUGCGUCACCUAUGGAGACUGUACAGACAGAUUCAGAAUCAGAUGACAAGUUGGCUGAAUCUCCUGUGGAUAAGAAAAGUGAAUGCAUCUCCAAUACAACUCAUGAUGUUCACGAGAUGGUUAAAUCCAAAUCAGAUUCUUCUGUUGAAGAUACCUCGCUUACUUGUAUCAAGGGAGAAACGGCAGCUAUGAAUUCCGAUUCCCAAGUUCCAGGUGCUUCCUUAGGCGAUGCCUCUGUGAUGAGUGGUUCGUUCAAUGCCUCUUGUGAACUUAUAAAUGCAGUUCCUUUUGAUGGGGCUUCAUGUACUGAUUCUGAAUCAGGGGGCAAGAUACCCGAGUCUGCUUCUAUAAUGAUCUUGGAUGUGUCUGGUGAGCGGCAAGAGGAAAACAUGUCAGAAAUGGUUUCUCUUGCUAAAGGCAAAGAUCAUUCUUGUAAAGAGGGUGAAGUCAAUCACGUCCAUGCGGUAAUGGAAACUAAGCUGGUAUCAGAUUCCUCUGUUGAAAACAAUAAUGUGUCUUGUAAUGAUGGUGAUUUGGAUGAUGCUCCUACAGCUAGUGUUGAUAUGGUAUCUCUUGAAGCUGACCCUUCUGCAGAGAAGACAACUGCAGAAAAUUUUGCUGAGAAGGUUGAUGAGAUCUCAGGUAUAUCUGUUUCUAGAUUCAGUGGUGCUGAGGAGAAUAAUGUCCAAAUUGAUUCCGAUCCAAACAGUGAAACCAUCCAUGAGAGGGGAACCAAAUUAGAUGUGGUUUCAGAGGCUGUUUCUGAUGCAGCACGUUGCAGAGGAGUUGCUUCACAUGUGCCUGAGGAGAGUUCUCUGAUUGACUCGAGUGAAGGGAAAACUGAAUCUGGCUCGAUCUGAUGGUGUCACUUCCUCAGCAUUCCUGCUUAGUGUUUCCGUGCUCAACUUGCAUGCAUACUUAACCUGGAAUGCUCCAACUAGUUCAUGAUUGUUAGGGCAAUGUUGUGGUGGCAUAAAGAAGCUAUACUUCAUCUGAGAAGUACUUGGUGCUGAAGCCACUUCUUAGUAUGAUUUUCAAGGUUCUGUUUUUACUUUGGAAAAGCAUCAAGAUAAGUUUUGAUACAAGAGUUUCAACUUGAUCUCUUGCUGGAAUUAUCUGGUGCCACACCUGCUUGACGCAAGAGGAGAAUCUACUAUUGUAAAAAGUAGGCAAUGGAGAAUAGACGGCAGAUUUUUGGAGAUCUGUCGAGUGUUCGGACUUUCUUUACAAGUCUUGUAUCAUUUCAUUUUUACGUGGCAACAUCUUCAUGUAUGUUAACCUUGUCACAUGACGUAGGCUGUUGAAAAAAGGAUUUUGAAUUCUAUUUUUCAUGUAAUUAUAACUUACUUUUUUUUUCUUCUUCCCAUAAUGCCUGCACUUUAUUCAUAAACUUUAUAUCUCUUGUAAGUGGCCCAUCUAAUUGAGUUUGGUAAAAAUAGCAUAUUAUUCA
Molecule: messenger RNA, 5274 nt
Organism: Populus trichocarpa (black cottonwood)
Lineage: Eukaryota; Viridiplantae; Streptophyta; Magnoliopsida; Malpighiales; Salicaceae
Exons: 8
Coding region: 458-4684 (1408 amino acids)
Biological process (GO): negative regulation of DNA-templated transcription
Molecular function (GO): transcription corepressor activity
Source: RefSeq, a predicted model, not a curated record